UACAUUUUAGUCGAAAAAUUCAUUAUAUUAGUUUUGGUAUUCAAAAUUUGCAGUUUCGGUUUAAGAUCAGAUUACCUUGCAAACCCUUUUAAAAAUAAAAUGAAUCAAAAAAAAAGUACGAAGAAGGUUGCAGAGGGUAUAAGUAAUGAUGAUAUUCCUAGUACUUCAAAGAAAAGUAUUUUAAAACAUCUUGCGAAAGAAGAGGUAGAAGCGGGAAAGAAGAAGGCGGUAAGAUUUGUAGAAUCGACAAGUAGUAUCAAAACCCUUCAUUCAUUUUUUGGCAAAUAUUUGUAUGACUUUUUUGCAUGGAAGAGAAAGAAGAAUAGUGGCGAUCAAGACAAAACAAAUACAUUGGUUUCAAGAAUUGAAUCUACCGAAAAAAGGGAAGAUAUGGAUGUGAAAAUAGCAAGUCAUAACAAAUCCGGUUUAGGUCAACAUUCACAAAGCUCAGAAAAAACACAAGAAGUAAAAUCAGAAGAAGAAACAUUUGAAGCUUUGUCAGAACACACUCCUCCUUCUCUAGAUGCGACCCAAUCAAAUCUUCACAUUGAAACUGAAAAAUACUACAAUCUGUUUAAUUUUUUUAGCUGGUUAGUUCACCAGUUAUUAUACCAUUUUGGAUUUCGAAAUUGGUUCCGUUGAUAAUUGAACAUUAUAGAAAAGAAUUACAAAACUGCUAAAUAGCACAGGUAAAACUGGAAGAUUCAAUUUGAGGGUUCUCUGUGCUAUCUCCCCCUCUCUUUCUCUCUCUCUCUCUUUAUCUUUCUGACUAGAAAAGUGGGUGAUGGGUUAUUUGUGAGUAUCGUUGCUGUUGAAAUGUGGAUAACGAACUCAACUUAGCGCCUUUUGAAGAAUGUCCUUCUCUUCAGAU
Molecule: messenger RNA, 871 nt
Organism: Teleopsis dalmanni
Lineage: Eukaryota; Metazoa; Arthropoda; Insecta; Diptera; Diopsidae
Exons: 5
Coding region: 100-642 (180 amino acids)
Source: RefSeq, a predicted model, not a curated record